GAAUUGGGUGUAGCUGUGUCUGUGUGCGCCUUGGCCAAUGGAACCAGAUCCUCCCUGCAGUGCGUAAGAGCGCGAUUUAGGAUUUAACCAAGUCUUUGCUGCGGGGCUGGCUGCAGUCUUCACCAGAGCCCGACGGCCUGAGAGCCUUUCAACAAUGCCAGUGUAGUUUUUUUUUCUACACCGCUCUGGAGACAGACGCUCUCGGUUUUUAUUAUUGAUUUUUUUUUCUUUCGUGUUUUUUUUCCCUGCUGAUUAAAUAAAAACGAACCCACGCGCUCUCUCUCGAAGUAUGACCGGAGUUUUUGACCGGAGGAUCCCGAGUGUGAAAUCUGCAGACUUUGAGAGCUCCUUUCAACUCUCCAGCAUGCACCAUCCGUCUCAGGAAUCUCCUACUUUACCCGAAUCCUCCGCCACGGAUUCUGGCUACUACAGUCCCGCUGGAGGAGUCGCUCACGGCUACUGCUCGCCCAGCUCCACCUCUUACGGGAAGCCUCUGAAUGCCUAUCAGUACCAGUACCCGGGUGUAAACGGAUCUGCUGGAAAUUACUCGACAAAAUCCUACACAGAUUACAGCUCCUACACGACCCCCUCCUACCACCAGUAUGCUGGGACUUACAGCAGAGUGCAAACCCAGCCGAGUCCACAAGAAAAAGAGAUAAGCGAGCCUGAGGUGAGGAUGGUGAAUGGCAAGCCGAAGAAAGUGAGAAAACCCCGGACAAUCUACUCCAGCUUCCAGCUGGCCGCCUUGCAGAGGCGGUUUCAGAACACACAGUACCUGGCGCUGCCGGAGAGAGCCGAACUGGCCGCCUCGCUGGGGCUAACGCAAACACAGGUGAAAAUUUGGUUCCAAAACAGAAGAUCAAAGAUGAAGAAGAUCAUGAAAAACGGCGAGCUUCCCCCGGAACACAGCCCCAGCUCCAGCGACCCCAUGGCCUGCAACUCUCCACAGUCCCCGGCCGUCUGGGACACACAGGGUCCCUCCAGGCCGCACAGUCUACAGCCACAAAGCAUCAACACGACGGCUUCUAACUUUUUGGAAAACACGGGGUCAUGGUACACCUCAGCCGGCAGCUCCAUGACUUCCCACCUGCAGACCCCUAACUCAAUACAGCAUUCGUUGGCUCUUGGAGCGGGGACGUUAUAUUGAAAAAAAAGAAAAGAAAGAAAACUACACUAAACAAAAAACAAACCUAUUGUUGAUUUCAUUUCCCCCUCCUUCUAUGGGACUCGUGUUCAAAUUUCAGAGGAAUAUGCAAUGUAUUUGAUGGCAGUCAUAGAAGAAACGUGUAAAAUGUGUAAAUGUGUGCAUGUAAUUUAUUGCAUUUUGGAAGACUAUUAAACGUUUAAAUGGACAAUGGAACUUUGAACCCCA
Pundamilia nyererei is the source of this 1372-nucleotide messenger RNA. It is a transcript of the gene dlx5a, whose product is annotated as distal-less homeobox 5a. Bases 290 to 1147 code for a protein of 285 amino acids. Gene Ontology annotation, biological process: anatomical structure formation involved in morphogenesis; embryo development; cell differentiation. The record is from RefSeq and is a predicted model, not a curated record. Gene Ontology annotation, molecular function: RNA polymerase II cis-regulatory region sequence-specific DNA binding; DNA-binding transcription factor activity, RNA polymerase II-specific. The transcript has 3 exons. NCBI's taxonomy places the organism in Eukaryota, Metazoa, Chordata, Actinopteri, Cichliformes, Cichlidae.